Doryrhamphus excisus (bluestripe pipefish) is the source of this 3753-nucleotide messenger RNA. Its product is annotated as growth/differentiation factor 10-like. Gene Ontology annotation, cellular component: extracellular region. NCBI's taxonomy places the organism in Eukaryota, Metazoa, Chordata, Actinopteri, Syngnathiformes, Syngnathidae. Gene Ontology annotation, biological process: positive regulation of osteoblast differentiation. The record is from RefSeq and is a predicted model, not a curated record. Gene Ontology annotation, molecular function: growth factor activity; cytokine activity.
UGGGGACGUCAGCAACCUCUCUCACUCACACUCACUCACACAAGUGGAAAUAAAAGUAGCCUGCUCCACUACACUACACUACAUUACAUACACCUUGAGGGUGCGCAUGGAAGCGUGGAACUUUUUACGCACGGAAUUUACGCACUUUUUUUUUAACCCUUUUCCCUCAAUUUACUUUUAAUUAUUAUAAUUCAAGAACAUUUUCCGUUAUGUUAUCCACGCACCUGCUCGUGUUGGUGUUCAACUGUUUUCUCGCUGUGGCGUCCGUGAGGAUGGCGCGCCGGAGCGCGCAGGACACAAUCUUUCCGCAGUCCUCCUCCUCGGGUGACGUGGAUCGGGACGUGGUUUUCGAGUAUAUGUCCAAACUGUAUGAGGGAUUCAAGAGCGAGGAGCGCACCAAAGAAGAGGGAAACACGGUCAGGAGCUUCAGAGCAAGCCAAGUGCCCUCUGACCUCCGAACAGUGUACCACCUGAACCUUACAACCCUCCAGGACUCCGAGGUCAUCCUCUCAGCCUCAAUCCACUUCCUGUUAAGGCGGCUCCCUGCUCCAAAUGCAUGGAUGUGUAAACGCUUCAAGAGCCCAUCCUGCCGUAUGUCCGCCACGCACUCAUCUCCAUCCGUCACCCUGCUCCUUCGUGCUACCCCCUCGGGGUCGGGGGUCAGUUCUGAGUCAACGGGGUCAUUCCUAGGCAAUGUGACCUUCCAUCCUCACAGGAGAGGGGUGUGGCAGAUGAAAGAUGUGACCCAGGUCAUAAAGGAGGCGCGGGACAAGGGUCACCUCCUGGUGUCAGUGGAAUUGGACUUAGGGCGGCAUUACCAGAGAAAGACAGAACAACCAGUCCAAGCCUACUUGGUCGUCUUUGCAGAUGACCAAGCCUUGGCAGAGCCUAACAGCGUAGCCCCAAGUCUUCAGCGCUAUGACCCGGUCUCAGACGGUCUAGAACCCUCACACCCUCCUCAAAUCCUGCAUGGACCCAAUUUCUUACCCGACUUAAAAGGACGUGUGAGGCGGGAAGCGACUUCCAUUGAGAACAAUGAACUACCCGAGGUAGACGACGGGUUUGAUGGAUACAGGAAAGACCUUUGGGAGAGCUCAUGGUAUCCGGCAAGCAAACCCAAAAUGAAAGCCGGAAAACAGGAAAAGAGAAGAAAGAACCAGGAAGAAGAAGUCCAGCAAAAAAGAAACGGGCAUAACAGAGAAGAAUCAACCAAAAAAACAUCUCAAAGCUCAAUGACGAGAAGACACAAAGAGAGACGAACCCAAGUCGUGGAAAGUCGAAGGCAUGAUGGGAAGGAUGGCGGGAAGCACAGCAAGGGAGGGGGUCAUCUUUUAAGUUUCGAUGAACAAACCAUGCGUAAGGCCAGAAGAAGGCAGUGGGGAGACACCCGCCACCAAGGAUGCUCCAGGAGGAACCUCAGAGUGGAUUUUGCAGACAUCGGCUGGAGCGAGUGGGUCAUCGAACCCAAGGCCUUUGAUGCUUACUACUGCUCGGGCACAUGUGGAUUCCCCAUGCCCAAGGUGGUGAGGCCUUCAAACCAUGCCACCAUACAAAGCAUAGUCCGAGCUGUUGGGAUCAUGUCCGGAGUUCCGGAGCCAUGUUGCGUACCGGAGAAGAUGACUUCUCUGGCUGUGCUCUACCAAGAAGAAUCCAAGGAUCUAGUACUCAAGAUUUACCCUAAUAUGUCUGUUCAGUCCUGUUCCUGCAGAUAAUGGACUCCAACACAGAAGAUGGACGACAGAACAGGACUAAGACUUACCUCUGGUACAGGUUUUUGGGGAUUUGACAUAAAAGUCCCUUUCGCAGUGUUAAACCUACAGGAACAACGGCUGUACGCCAUUCAGAGACUUUUCAAAGACUGUCACGGUUUUUGUGUUCACGUUUUCUGUGGAGACAAAGCUAAAACUUAUUUCUAUAUUGAUACUUUGUACAUACUUUUAUGGCGUACUGCAUCUUCAAGCUCGUAUUCACAUAGUUAUUUGCCGUAAGGACUGAAAAAGCAUUACGCAAUGCUCUGGAACUGUACAAUUCUGUCAAACCAUAUGUUUUAUUAUUAAGAAAUAUUUGUUCAAUAACUACCGUAUUUUCUGGACUAUAAGUCACACCGGAGUACUGGGCCGCACUGGGCCAAAAAAUGAGAAGAAAAAAGCAGAAAAAAAAUGAGCAGAAAAAAACAUACAUAAGUCGCACCGGAGUCUAAGUCGCAUCGGGCCAAUAAUGCAUAAUUAGGUAGAAAAAAACAUACAUAAGUCGCACUGGGCUAAAAAUGCAUAAUUAGGUAGAAAAAAACCCAUACAUAAGUCGCUCCAGAGUAAAAGUUGCACAAGGCCAAAAAUGCCUAAUUAGGUAGAAAAAAACAUACAUAAGUACCAUUGUAAUAUAAGUUGCACCGGGCCAAAAAUGCAUAAUUAGGCAGGAAAAAAACAUACAUAGGUCACUACGGAGUAUAAGUCACACAAGGCCAAAAAUGCAUAAUCAGACAGAAAAAAACAUACAUAAGUCGCACUGGAGUACAAGUCGCACCGGGCCAAAAAUGCAUAAUUAGGUAGAAAAAAACAUACAUAAGUCGCACCGAAGUACAAGUCGCACAAGGCCAAAAAUGCAUAAUUAGGUAGAAAAAAACAUACAUAAGUCGCACUGGAGUAUAAGUCGCACAAGGCCAAAAAUGCACAAUUAGGUAGGAAAAAACAUACAUAAGUGGCUCCGGAGUAGAAGUCGCACAAGUCCAAAAAUGCACAAUUAGGUAGAAAAAAACAUACAUAAGUCGCACUGGAGUAAAGUUGCACAAGGCCAAAAAUGCAUAAUUAGGUAGAAAAAAUAUAUACAUAAGUCACUCCAAAGUAUAAGUCGCACAAGGCCAAAAAUGCAUAAUUAGGUAGAAAAAAAACAUACAUAAGUCGCACUGGAGUAUAAGUCGCAGGAACUGCCAACCUAUGAAAAAAAGUGCGACUUAUAGUCCGGAAAAUACGGUAUGUUGUACUGUCAUUAGAUGUUUUGUACUUGUAUGUGUGUUGCUUAAAUUAUGAAAAAGGUAGUUGUGUAUAAGUUGAAGUAAAAAAAAAAGUAAUUUAAUCCAAAUACUUUUGUUUUACAGCGUCUGUUAUUCUUUUAUUGUUGGUACAUUUUCAUAUACUGGGUUCAUGUUAUUUUGGUCAGAGUACUACAAAGGCAGGAAGAUUCCACUCAAAGAUAGAAGAACCCCUACGCUACACCCCACACCAAAGGCUACAACGUCUGUUGUCCGGCACGUCAUGUGACUGAUGUGACCGCAGUGGAUUAACGGUUGAUGGCGUGCGCUAAUUAAGACGUCAGCCACUUAAACUUCAAAACGUGGAGCACUUCCUCUUUUCAAGUCACCACACUCUAAAUACAGGAUGUUCUCCUCAAGGGACUGCAGAUCCUGCAAAUCUUGAGUUUUGUGUUUUGUAAGCAGGAGCCUUGCUGUCUGAAACUGUCAAUGAAAGAAACGAGGACACCUCUUAAUUGUUGAGCUAUUAGGACUGCGGUCGCGUUGCCGUCGGUGCACAAAAGUUGGCACCGAGUUCCACAUCUGUUUGCAACAACGGAGGGCUUUGAACUUGGCCUCUGACGACACCGGACCGUCAUUUUGUCUCGAAAAAGACAUCUCGUAAGAACUUCCGGUUUCAUUCAUUCAUUUUCUACCGCUGUCUUUGGGCGAGAGGCGGGGUACACCCUGGACUGGUGGCCAGCCAAUCACAGGGCACAUAUAGACAAACAACCAUUCACACUCAC